AUUGAUUGAACUAACAAGUCCGUCCUCCCUUUCAUCUAGCUGAACGUUACGGCCACAAUGGGUGUACCGUUAUACUGUCUUCCCCACGGAGGGAUUUCGUCGACGUACCGAGCCGUUGGAGGAAGUGCGGAGAAAUUGAUGCGCCUUUUUUAGCUGAGUUGGCUCAUGCCAAAAAACUGGCGAUUUGUUGCUCAUAAUAUUCAUAUAUUACUUUGGAAAAAAUUGCACCCAAAGUCCGGAUAAAUAACCGGAGAGAAGCGCCCCGUCACAUCUGUUAACAUGCCCCGGAGAAAGAGGACUGCAGGCAGCAGCUCGGACGGGACGGAGGACUCGGAUUUCUCCGCCGACCUCGAGCACACCGAAACCAACGAGAGCGCGCACAGGCGCAGCAGCACGCGCCUGACUCGCGCGUCACUGCGCCUCAGCCAGAGCUCACAAGAUCAUUGCAGCUCAGCACGGAGCAGUUCCCCUCCAGCUGCGGGUCCUGACGAAGGCCUGGAUUCAGCAGCAGAGUCAGCGGCGGCGACAGCAGCAGUGGCAGCAUCCGUCUUCUCCUCCGGGCGCAGGGUGACACGCAGCCAGCAGGGGGCGACAAACACCACGGCAAAAAAAUACCCACUGCGCCAGAGCAGGUCGUCGGGCUCAGACACCGAAGCUAAUGAGGUGAAGCAGGCGGCGGACCGGGACGAGACCCCCCCUCGCACUCCGACAGGCAACGCCCCCUCCUCAGAGUCAGACAUCGAGGUUUCCAGCCCCAGCAAUGACCUCGUGUCGUCUAGCAACGAUAUCGUAGUUUCCCAAGAAGAGGACGAGAGAUUGGCCAAGGAGCUGUCGCUCAAAGAAGCCGCCGCCCACGACCUCUCCCACCGACCCAAACGACGACGCUUCCACGAGAGCUACAACUUCAACAUGAAGUGUCCCACACCAGGGUGCAACUCACUGGGUCAUCUAACAGGGAGGCAUGAGAGACAUUUCUCCAUAUCAGGAUGUCCUCUCUACCACAAUCUGUCUGCAGAUGAAUGCAAGGGCAAGGCAACGACGCGCGAAAAACAGACCGAGGAAAGGACGCUGUCGCACCGCCAGGACGAGAACAGACACUCCACGAGAAACCAGGCCCCGUCGGACCGGCAGCUGCGCUACAAGGAGAAGGUGACGGAGCUGAGGAGGAAGAGGAACUCUGGUCUAAAUAAAGACCAGAAGGAAAAGUACAUGGAGCACCGUCAGAGCCACGGGGCGAGCAGGGAGCCGCUGCUGGAGAACAUCACCAGCGACUACGACCUCGAGCUGUUCAGGAAAGCGCAGGCACGUGCUUCGGAUGACCUUGAGAAGCUCCGUCUGUCCGGUCAGGUGUCGGAGGGCAGCAACAUGAUAAAGACCAUCGUGUUUGGACGCUACGAGCUGGACACCUGGUACCACUCUCCAUACCCGGAGGAAUACGCCCGCCUGGGGAGGCUAUACAUGUGCGAGUUUUGCCUUAAAUAUAUGAAGAGCCAGACUAUUCUGCGCAGGCACAUGGCCAAGUGUGUGUGGAAGCAUCCUCCAGGUGACGAGAUCUACAGGAAGGGGAACAUCUCUGUGUUUGAGGUGGACGGAAAAAAGAACAAGAUUUACUGUCAGAACUUGUGUCUGCUGGCGAAACUCUUCCUGGACCACAAGACUUUGUAUUACGACGUCGAACCUUUCCUCUUCUACGUCAUGACCGAAGCAGACAACACGGGCUGCCAUCUAGUCGGCUACUUCUCCAAGGAGAAGAACUCUUUCCUGAACUACAACGUGUCCUGCAUCCUCACCAUGCCGCAGUACAUGAGGCAGGGCUACGGCAAGAUGCUUAUAGACUUCAGUUACCUUUUGUCGAAGGUGGAGGAGAAGGUGGGCUCACCUGAGCGGCCCCUGUCUGACCUGGGCCUUAUCAGUUACCGUAGUUACUGGAAGGAGGUGCUGCUGCGCUACCUGAACAACUUUCAGGGGAAGGAGAUCUCCAUAAAAGAGAUCAGUCAGGAGACAGCGGUGAACCCGGUAGAUAUUGUCAGCACACUGCAGUCCCUCCAGAUGCUCAAAUACUGGAAGGGAAAGCACCUGGUUUUAAAGAGACAGGACCUUAUCGACGACUGGAAAGCCAAGGAGACCAAACGUGGCAACAGCAAGAACAUCGACCCCACAGCCUUAAAAUGGACACCGCCUAAAGGGACGUAAAGGAGAUUCCGUUCACACACAAAACACACACAGACAGAUCCUCCUCUGCACACUGGCAUGUACACAGAUCCUGAGCUUAAACCCUCUCACACACACACACAAACACACUGUCAUAAGAAACGCUUUCAGCAGCUACUCACAGAAUCAGUUGAUACUCCGGGUUCAUCAGUCACUGUCUGAGAAAAUCUACGUGAAUCUAGACCUACGUUUGUGGGAAAUUUGAGCAAGCUGCAGUCUGAGUUGCCAUCAAGGGAUUAGGAAGGCUUCAUACUGAAAUACUUAAAAUUAUAACAUAUUUAAGACCAGGACCUAUGAAAAGCAGCUAUGAAUCCAAGAUAAUGCUCAGAAACAGGUGGAAAAAGCUUUAUUGUGGCUACAGAUAUUUUAAAGUUAAUGGUAAGAAAAUAGUUAUUUAGAUAUAGUUGAGACAAUAAGCAAUCUUUUUGAAGACAUAUUUUAUAUUUAUCUUUUUACGACACUGGCUAUAACUCUUAAAUUACAGUAAUAUAUUACAUGAACUUUUUGGAUUCUUCUCCCUUUUCCAUGUUGUGUUUCUCUGCUGUUUUCCUGUCACUGAGAACAGAAAGAGAAAAAAGAGAGUAGAAAACUAGAUUUCCUCUUGUCUCAGCACUACUGUUCUUUAACUUCUGUUUAAACAUCAGUUCAGAUGACGGGUGCACAUGAGAACACAUGCACUACUGCCUUGGAAUAACGAGGUUUACAAUCCAGACAAGCCGAUUAUCAUCAGUCACGUUGAGAUUUUCAUUUUCAGGCUCAUGUUCUUUCAUGAAGUCCAACGAAGAUGAAAUGAUACUCACAGCAGCCAGUGAUGUCAAACUAAGUAGGAUCACAGACAAUAUCUCUUCGACCUGAAACCAAUUGUGCAUUGUUAGCGCACUUCAUUAGUACAGAUCACCAGUCGCGCUCGCUAAUCCAAUCUGCGACAGCCGGUAUUGAACCUGCGCUGCCUUUUCAUUCACUUCUCCAGACAGUCAACACAAUGCAGGUUGGCAUCACGUUGACUCUCAGAACUGAUUUUGGCAGACACUGACCAGCUGGCUGUAAUUAUACAGGACAUGGCUCUGGCUCCAAAAUGCAUAAACUUUCUAAGAAUAGGACCCCUGACCUCGAUUAAGCACCCUGGUCACAUGACAAAAGUCAGAGUUCCUACACAGACUGAGAAUUUUGAAUUUGAGAAUUGAAAAGAUACAGUAAUACCCAUGAAUAUAAUAUUAACGCCCAACUAGUAACUGUAAGAACUCAUUCGCUUAAAUGUGAAAUUUGCUCUCAUGUUGUCAUUUCACAUAUUGUUAGAUUAGUGGUAUCUGGAAACUGCAGACAUUUAAAAGGUAUGAAGAGUGAAGAUGGUCUCAGGUAUGAUGCACAGACCCAAGUGUACAAACAUUUCUUUUUUAAUGUUAGUUAUAUAAAUGACCCUUAAAGAAUGUCGAAGAGGAGUUUCACUUCACUGAGCUGUAGCUUGCAAAAUGAGCUGAACGCUAACGCUCAGUUGAAGGUGAAGUGUGUAGAAUUUAGUGCCAUCAAGUGGUGAGGUUGCAAAUUGCAACCAUUCCUAUACGCCACCACAAUGACAAUGACAGCGAAAGUCACAAAAAACGCAAAAGGCCCUCUCUAGAGCCAAUGUUUGGUUUGUCCAUUCUGGGAUACUGUAUAAAGGGCUCAUUCUAAGGUAAUGAUAAUAAUGAUUCUUAUAUUUUAGUGAUUAACACACAUUAAAAUCUAGCUAUAAAUAUAAUAUAUUAUAUACCAUUUCUGCUAAGUACGUUCCAAUAAAUGCCACUAAAUUCGACGAAAUGCACCUUUAAAUUCCUGACUCCCUGAUGUGACCUGGUCUGGACCUGUGAAAAGCAUCACGUGACGUUAUUUGGUUUGUUUACUGUAUGAUUUCAAGAAUUCAACAGCUGAAAAGAUUAUUGUUUGAUGAACACUGACUGUGGCUGUUUGAACCCGGAGCAAAUCAGUUCAUCAGCUUUUCUCUCAUGCAACAAAUACACACAUCACCAGUAUUUAAAUCAUCUCUCACUAGUCGGUCAGUUAGCCAGGAAACUAUAGCUGCCAUUGGCCAUGUUUGGAAUCUGCUAUGUUUGUUUUUUUUUAGCUUGUAUUUUAAAGAAGGCUGUGUUACUUCAUGUCUACGUGAGAAGGGGAGCCUACAAACAUGUUGUUCUGUCUGUUAUUUUUGUUAAAGUUCUCAAUGAAAUUUUAUACCUUUUCUACCUCUAAGGUUUUACCACUGUAUAAAAAAAAAGCUAGAAAUGCCCAUUUUAAGCUUCUUUGUUUCCCUUUUUAUCCCGUGUGUGUUGAUAUGUGAAAAUUUGUAGAUGUGCAAAGCAUUUUUUGUUGUUUUUUUUUACUAGAAUUUUCUAAAAUACACUAUUUAUAUUCUUUUAAAAAAAAAAACAUGUUUACUGUGUAGGAACGUAAAAAGACAUAGGAAAAGGUAUAGGAAUUUCUACUUUAUAGGACUGGCUUCCAUGUGAAUAUAAAUAUUUAUCUGAAAAUUGUAUGUAGAUUUGAAUGUGUGGAAGCUCUCUAAAGGUACCGGAGGGAGAAUCUGAGGCACACACACGCCCCCCCCCCCCCCCCCCCCCCCCCCCCCCCCACACACACACACACUCACACUCACACUCACACUCACACUCACACUCACACUCACACUCACACAAAUACCACCAACAGAAGUUAUUUACAUUUCAGAAGUUUAUCUCCUGUUAUCAAAAGCGACGUGAUUGAGUCAAAACAUGUGAGUUUAACACAUUGUCACUCCUUGUUACCAAUAUAACAGCGGCUCCAAGCAGUUAGGACAAUAUAAGCACAAUCGUUUGUUGCACCACCCUAAACGUGGUCAGCAGCAUUAUAUUUUGUUCUUCAUAGUCCACUGUGGUUGAUUUAUUUUUUAUGACAAUCUCCAUAUUUAUAGUUUUUGAUCAACAUGUUGAUUUUGUAAGCAUAUUUCUCAAAGCACUUGUUGGACAUUUUCGGAAAAUAAGCUUAUUUGCUUUCUUGGCGAGCAUUAGAUGAGAAGAUCGAUACCAUUCUCACGUCUGUACAGUAAUUAUGAAGCUACAGAUAGAAUCCGCUUAGUUUAGCACAAAGACUGGAAAUGGAGGGAAAUGUUAAGUUUUGUACAAAUUAAUCAAACAAGAUUCAACGUGUUAAAUUGCGAGUUUUAGAAGUGCUGCUAGGCUUUUUGUCCCUUUCCAGUUUUUAUGCUAAGCUAGGCUAACAAGCUGCUGCCUGUCCCUUCAUAUUUACCACAAAAUUAACAAUCUUCUCAUUUAUUAUUGUAUUGUACUUCUCACACGAUCCUUUCAAACAUUGUGCAUAAGCUUAGACAGCAGUUGGCUGUGAAAUUGGAGGUGUGUGGCCAACAGUGUCAGAUUGAAUCAAUUAUUGUUAGUUUUCUAGCUUUAGCGUUAUAGUUUCAUUGUUUCUUUCACAAGGCUGAAUAUUUGUGACUAUGGCUUCCCUCUUGUAGUAGAAAUUGUUGCCUUUGAAGUUCAUAAGGUUGCAUGUUUUGAUUUCUAAUUUCUUUUUUUUUCUUUUCUUUUUUUAAAGUGAUGUCUUUACUGUUAGUGGAUUAAUUUAUGUUUUACACGUUUCUAUCCGUCUCUUUACUGUGGUUUCUUCUUUCGGGUCUUACAAGAGAGAGCUGAUGAGUCACAUCACUGACUGACGGACUAAAACAUCAAUACAAACCGUUUAGGUAUAUGAAAGGACUACAUUUAUCCUUCUAGCACCUGUUAAUAAACCGCUCUGAAAUUUGCUACUGACAGAAUUUACUAAUGACGACGGUAUUUUUUGCUCGUCCUUAAGUGCAUUUACAGGAAAGUGCACUUAUUUCACGAAGGACUUUCAAAGGAAAAAUCAAUCCUUAAUACAACUCUUAAUACAGAUGUUCCACACAUGACUGGGGGCACUAUUUCUGUUUGGUUUCAGUGCCUCGCAAUCAAAGGAAUGGGUUAGGGUUAACUUUUUUGUCAAGAAAAGGCACAUUGAAACCAUAAAUUACAACACUUUGUCAAAAAAAGACCCCUGGAAUGUGUUGAACACCGCAAAUCCACCAUAUCUAACCAUGUGAAAGUAUCUGAAAGUGAUUUUUCCUUUAAGAUGAGGCCUUUUUUUUUUGUAUAGAAACCAGUCUGCCACAGCCCCUCCUUUCUUUCUCAUCAUGUUGUUAUUCACUGUGCCAGUGGCAGCUAUAGAUGGGCAGCUUCCAAGCACUUAUUAACACUUCUGAAUAGGAUUGCAGUAAUUUAGGGGAACGAGAGGCAUCCCAUCACCUUCCAUUAGCCACCAGCGAGCUGUUAUAGUACUGCAGAGCUUCAGGCUACAUGCUACCUAGUUAACAAACGCACACAAAGCAGCGACAAACAAAAGUAGCGUGGCGUCUAUAUGUAGCUCAAUUGUGCUUUUUGUACUUUGCUUCUUUCUUCUUUCUUUCCCUGCCUUCUCCAAUAAAUGCAAAUGGUGACACACCUGUUGA
Molecule: messenger RNA, 6700 nt
Organism: Scomber scombrus (Atlantic mackerel)
Lineage: Eukaryota; Metazoa; Chordata; Actinopteri; Scombriformes; Scombridae
Product: histone acetyltransferase KAT7-like
Exons: 15
Coding region: 280-2193 (637 amino acids)
Biological process (GO): regulation of DNA-templated transcription
Cellular component (GO): nucleus
Molecular function (GO): histone acetyltransferase activity; zinc ion binding
Source: RefSeq, a predicted model, not a curated record